AUUACAAAAUCUUCAGCUCAGAGAGCAGCUCUGUGCUGACCACACUGCCUGCACACUGGGCCACAGCACGCCGCCGAGGUGGGCACAGGCCAGGUUCCUGAGAGGUCAGGGGUCUGGCCUCUGACACAGCAGCAUGGAGCAAAUCCAAAUCCGCCAGCCAGAGGAGUAUGUGAAGGGGAUCCCACUCAUCAAGUUCUUUGCAGAAGCAAUUGGGCCGCUGGAGAGCUUCCAGCCCCUGCCUGAUGACCUGCUGAUUAGCACCUACCCCAAGUCCGGGACCACUUGGGUGAGCCAGAUACUGGACAUGAUCUACCAGGGUGGCGACCUAGAGAAGUGUCACCGGGCCCCCAUCUUCAUCCGUGUGCCCUUCCUUGAGUUCAAAGCCCCAGGGAUUCCCUCAGGUUUGGAGACUCUGAAAGAAACACCAGCCCCACGGCUCAUCAAGACACACUUGCCACUCACCCUGCUCCCCCAGUCUCUGCUGGAUAAGAAGAUCAAAGUGAUCUACGUUGCCCGCAAUGCGAAAGAUGUGGCUGUCUCCUAUUACCACUUCUACUGCAUGGCCAAGGUGCACCCUGAUCCUGGUACCUGGGACAGCUUCCUGGAGAAGUUCAUGGCUGGGAAAGUGUGCUAUGGGUCCUGGUACCAGCACGUGCAGGAGUGGUGGAAGCUGAGUCACACCCACCCUGUCCUCUACCUCUUCUACGAAGACAUUAAGGAGAACCCCAAAAGGGAGGUUCAGAAGAUCCUGGAGUUUGUGGGGCGCUCCCUGCCAGAGGAGAUCGUGGACCGCAUCGUCCAGCACACAUCUUUUGAGGAGAUGAAGAAGAACCCCAUGACUAACUAUACCACCAUCCCCCAUGACAUCAUGGACCAUGACAUUUCCCCCUUCAUGAGGAAAGGCAAGGUCGGGGACUGGAAAACCACCUUCACUGUGGCCCAGAAUGAGUGCUUUGAUGCCGACUAUGCCAAGAAGAUGGCUGGCUGGGACCUCGGCCUCUGCUCGCGGCUGGGAGUGGUGUCCAGCGGGAAUCACUCCAGAGGGAGCGUGUGAAACAAGCUUGGCCCAUGGCCUCAAGAAUAAAAUAUGAUUUGGGUUCAA
Messenger RNA from Microcebus murinus (gray mouse lemur), 1102 nucleotides. RefSeq names its product sulfotransferase family 1A member 3 (gene SULT1A3). NCBI's taxonomy places the organism in Eukaryota, Metazoa, Chordata, Mammalia, Primates, Cheirogaleidae. Gene Ontology annotation, molecular function: sulfotransferase activity. The record is from RefSeq and is a predicted model, not a curated record.